This is a messenger RNA of Mugil cephalus (flathead mullet), 5010 nucleotides long. RefSeq names its product histone-lysine N-methyltransferase SETD1B-A-like. NCBI's taxonomy places the organism in Eukaryota, Metazoa, Chordata, Actinopteri, Mugiliformes, Mugilidae. The coding region runs from base 125 to 5002 and encodes 1625 amino acids. Gene Ontology annotation, cellular component: Set1C/COMPASS complex. The record is from RefSeq and is a predicted model, not a curated record. Gene Ontology annotation, molecular function: RNA binding; protein binding; histone H3K4 methyltransferase activity. The transcript is spliced from 18 exons.
ACUGGCGGAUGGAUACAUUUUCCGACGUGGACGACGAAGUGUAAAACAUCGAGAACUACAGCAGCUUUUCCACAAUGUUGCUCCUUCAGAGGAUAAAACUUCGGUACAGGUUUUGACGAAUGUAAUGGAAAGCGAAAAACAAACUACUGAGAGAGAGACGCCACCUCAGCACUGGAUAAGUUGCAAGUUGAUUAUUGACCCAGCAUUGACAAAAGGACUGUACAAAGUGUGCCGAUAUGAUGGGCAAUUUUUUAACAUACCAGUUGAGGACUUAGGUCUGUUACCUGUGGACACAGUCAGAGAUCCUCGCAUCUGCCGCCUGUGGAGCAAAUCCAAACACACCGAGCUCCAGCUUCCUAAAUACAAGGUCGAUGAAUGGUAUGUUGGCCCUGUUCCUCCAAAGGAAGUAACAUUUUCCAGGCUGAAUGACAAUGUAAAGGAGACGUUCUUGACUAAUAUGUGCAACAAAUAUGGGAACGUCGAAGAGGUGGAAAUAUUUUACAACCCCAGGAACAAGAAGCAUUUAGGGGUUGCGAAGGUCGUCUUUGACACCGUGAGGGCUGCGAAAGACGCUGUUAGGCACCUCCACCAGACGUCAGUUAUGGGAAAUAUCAUCCACGUGGAAAUUGAUCUUAAAGGUGAGAAUAGGGACCGAUAUCUCCAGCUCCUCUUGAGUGGUGUGUGUACUCCGUGGACGUUGCCGUCGGGCAACAGUGAGCCAGCUGUCCAAAGCUUGAUCGACAAUUUGCUGGUUAGUGCAGUCUCGCAGGGACAAGGCGUCUCCAGUCCUAUCAGCAUUGCUACACCGCUCUCUCUGGACACAGCCUACUCCAGUAUUUGGCAGGAUACGCCUUGCAGCUUUGGGCUUACGCCACAAUCUCAGGGAACCCCCCGCACUCCCUGCUUGACUGCAACUCCACUCUCUCAGGACUCCUGCUACUCCAGCCUUCAAGCGACUCCGGUCCUCCAGGGGGAGCCCUCCACCUACAGUGUUCCCAAACCUUUAAGGCAAGAGCUCUGCCAUCGUAAACCCGCGAGGCAUCACAGGGGAUCUUGCCAAGUCUCGAGCUUCAUAUUGAAGCAUUGCCACUCACAGCCACCGCUCCCUCUCUUUACCCAAAAACAAACUAGCGGUAAGCAACUUGUGGAGUGGAGUCAUAACGCACAAUCUACUCACGAUGACAAAGAACCUUCCUUUAACUCCUUUCAGGAGUCAGUAGAUGCUAAUAACCCCACUUCUACUCUGAACUCUUUCCGCCUCCUGAGCACUAAUUUCACAGCUGACCGGCAAACGAUAGCAACAUCUCCACCUGAUGACAACCGGCCAGGAGUCGAGAGUUUAGACUCUCGGAUUCAAAGUUUGCUGAUAAACAGCCAGAUUAAUGACCCCUCAUACUUUGAUAGAAAGACACUGGAGGCUGACACAAACUCUCAGGAUAGCCCAGCUUCCCCUUGCUCAGCUCUUAACGGCCCUUUCUCAGAUAACGCUCUUGCUUGCACCCCGACUUCACGUGGAUCCUCCUCAAAUAUCCGCCAGUGGCUCUUUAAUGAUGUGGUGGAUGACGGACGAGGAUCGCUCAUCGAACAUGAGGAUGAAACUGCUCAAGCUGUUUCGUUUCUUACCAGAAGCUCUCAGUCUCCUAGUCCACAUGAGUCCACACAUCUCGAAAGGAGGGAUCAAAUAAACAAUGACCAAGAAGCAGAAAGGUUCCACUGUCCAAAGGAACUUCAUGCAGCAAAUGAGGAAAGUAAACAACCAAAUACCAGAGAGUCUGGAAAUCUGACACCAACAAAAGAAACAAACUUUCUCGAGCUCCCCCCCGAUGCUCCCCCUGCUGUUGCGGUCGGACACUCUCAUCCACCUUUCCCGUUCCCCAUUCCUCCGUUUCCUCCAUCUAUUCCACCGGUCCCACCUCGCCUUCCGAAUGGCACUAUCCCCAUCCCACCUCCAGGCUGGAUGCCACCACCGGGCCAUCGCACCGGAAUCCCGAUUCCUCCUCUGCGCCUUCCUCCACCUCCUUCAGUUCCUCCCCCACCAACUUUUCUGGGACCCCCUCCUCAUUUGAUCUUGCCACCUUCUGUUCCACCACCUGUGCACCUGUACCCUUUACCCAUGCAGCCAGCAAGCACUUUGGAUAAAGGGGACCCUCCGAGACACGGCAGUGCACCUCUAUCGUUGCCUUUACCGCCCUGGCCUGCUCCACAUUUUCCCAGGUUCAACCCCUUUGUGCCACCACCAGGCUACCCACCUGUGCAAGAAAACCCCCACAAGAUCACAGCAGAAAAAGUUCUAGAAGUCCUGAUGGAUGAACUCAAGUCAGUCAUCAAGAAGGACAUAACACGUAGGAUGAUUGAAGGGGUCGCUUUCAAAGCGUUUGAGGACUGGUGGGACUGUCAGGAGAAGAAAACCAAGGUGGAAGUUUCUCCCGUGAAAAGUGGAGCAGUAAAUGCAUUAAAUCCAAUCAGUCACAUCAACUUGCAGGGAAAGAAACCUCCACUGCCGUCCUUCAAGGUAAAAAGAAAAAGACCAGAGAUAGAAGAUGAGUCAUGUUCUGCUCAUGAACAUUCAGAUGUUAAACAGAAGAGGGUAGAUACUAUGAGACCUGACGGAGACGGAGCCAAACGCAGACAUGCAAGACCUCUAGAGCUGGACAGUGAAGAUGAAGAUGACGGGAAAGAGGAAGAUAAUACAAUUCAAGCUGAAGAUACAAUUCCAGGCAAAGUGGAGGUUCCUAUUGAGGAUGAAUCUAAAAUCCUGUCUGACAGAGACGACUACGACAGUGGUGAUGACAGUGACCGUCCAGGGGAAGAAGACGAUUCCGAGAAAAAACAGCAAGAGGAUGAAGAUUCUGUCGUCUUUAAGACUGCUGAUGGCAUGCAGUGCUUAGACAGCGAGUCGUUUUCAGAGAGCAGCUCCUCGGAGGAAAGCGAAUACUCAUCGGACUUGGAAUCGUCCGAUUCAUUCUCUUCAGAGAGCUUUGAGGACUCGUCCUCUGACCUCGGCUCUGAGGAUGAAGAGAUGCAGGAUGGUGAGGACAGCAGGAGUGAAGAGUGUGUGGUGAUAUCAUCAGAUGAGGACUCAAUGGAGCUUGAAGCUCCGCUUACUCCCUCAUCUGCCCCGCUGACGCCCGGCGCCCAGCUGGAUCAAGACCUGCAGGACUGGUCAGAUCUGUUUCAGAGGGAAGAAAGAGAGGAAAACCACUACGUAUCCCGUCAACAAGAUAGCAUGAUGGAGCUUGGCACCAGUAAACCAGAGUACCUGCAGCCUCCAUCACCUAUCGGACUUCCAGUGGAGGCUGACCUUGACGUGGAGAUGGAGAGCUGUGAAUGGACAGUGGAGCCUCUCGAGAACAUAGAAAAUUUGCGGCCUCUCACUCCUACUGGCUUCUUGGUGGACAGCGACCCAGACAUCGUGAUAAAAAGCAAAGCAACAUCUCCAGCGGUGGAGGAGGUCGAACGACCACAAACUCCAGGCAAAGGAAUAGUGGUUGAUCUAGAGAGCGAGGACUCGGGUGAAGCUGAUGAGGUCCUCUCUCUCUCCCCAUCAAGCAGUGAACUUAUUCUAUCUCCCCCUGAUCUCCUGGUGGCCUCGUACCCAUCGUACCAGGAGAUGCCUAAAACUCCUGGUAGAGAGGAAAGAGCUGCUCCUUACAGUUCUGUGAGAGCUCCAGCAACGCCCGGCAGAGGGACGGUGUCAGAAAGUAGCGUAGUAUUCCCACCUCUUACCAGCCCACCCCCUGUUUUACCUGCCCCCAUCAAUCCAUAUAUCACAGCCCCAAAGACUCCUGGGAGAGAUAUUAUCCUACCACGGAGAGCCAUAGUUUACAAGAGGAAAACACAAAUGAUAGCAAAGCAACUUCCUCUCAGAGUGUCGCCUUCACACAGCCUUUCUGAUUCUUCAUCUGACACUGCCGAUGAGGACGGAACGUGGAUCUGCUCAGGCGUGAGAGCGAGGCCUCUGCAGGGCCUGGAGAAUAUGCCUGGUCUUUUGGAUGAGGAGAAAUCCUCACAGAGACACAAACGGUGGAGGAGGCUGAAGAGGAGAAGGAGAGACCGUCAUCUGCACAGAUCAUUCAAAAGAGUCGCCGGGUCGCUGUCAUCCAACGGACGUCCUCACAGAUGGCGUUCGCUCUGUGAGGAGAGGAGGAUCCUCCACAGGGUUUGGAGGGACGGCCUGGAUGAGGAAGACGCGAGGCUCCUGCAGAUCACUUAUGAAAGGCUGCAAGAGCAGGACAAUGGCAUCGGGUGGCUCAGUGACACCGUCUGGAUAGAUCACCCUCUGACGAAGGUCCUUGUUCAAAAGAGUGAGGAACACAAAUCCUGGCAGCCAAUCCACAGGACCGGCUCUGCUCGCAGUGAAGGUUUCUACAAAAUCAGCAAGAAGGAUAAAAUGAAAUACCUCAACAACGUAAAGGCUUCAGAGUCUCCAUCAACAAGUGCUCAGGGAAUGUGCAUCCCAGUGCAGCAUCAAACCUCACUGCGAUCUGGAUCUGAGUUCAGGUCUGAACAGCGCCGCCUGCUGUCCUCUUUCAGCUGUGACAGUGACCUGGUCAAGUUCAACCAGUUAAAGUUCCGAAAAAAGAGGAUUUGUUUCAGCCGAAGUCACAUACAUGAGUGGGGCCUUUUCGCCAUGGAGCCUAUAGCAGCGGAUGAGAUGGUGAUCGAGUAUGUGGGUGAAAUCAUCAGACAGAUUAUCGCCGACAUGAGGGAACAGAGAUAUGAGGAGGAGGGCAUUGGAAGCAGCUAUUUGUUCCGCGUUGAUCAGGACACUAUCAUUGAUGCCACUAAAUGUGGGAACUUAGCCAGGUUUAUCAACCACAGCUGCAAUCCUAACUGCUAUGCGAAGAUCAUCACCGUGGAGUCUCAGAAGAAGAUCGUUAUAUACUCCCGGCAGCCAAUAAGCAUCAAUGAAGAGAUUACAUACGACUACAAGUUUCCCAUUGAGGAAACAAAGAUCCCUUGCUUGUGUGGGGCAGAUAGCUGCCGAGGCUCCUUGAACUAAGGAAAGGC